This is a messenger RNA of Bacillus rossius redtenbacheri, 6958 nucleotides long. RefSeq names its product neogenin (gene fra). The transcript is spliced from 23 exons. Gene Ontology annotation, molecular function: protein binding. Gene Ontology annotation, cellular component: plasma membrane; cell surface; axonal growth cone. Bases 286 to 4356 code for a protein of 1356 amino acids. Gene Ontology annotation, biological process: axon guidance; neuron migration; cell-cell adhesion. The record is from RefSeq and is a predicted model, not a curated record. NCBI's taxonomy places the organism in Eukaryota, Metazoa, Arthropoda, Insecta, Phasmatodea, Bacillidae.
UAAUUUUAAGAUUAUGCUGUUUUAAUUUCAUUAAAAAAUUAAAUAUGAAAUAAUUUUUUAUUGUUGGUAUUCUUUCGCGUUUUGUAACAAUACAACCUAAACACUACAUGCGUAAGCUGUUUGACAAGAUUGUUUUCGUUUGAUUUGUAUGUGUUGUAAAUUGUCGUAUUAUUAUUACAGUGGUAUGUGUGUUUGUUUACAUUUGGAUAGGUUUUGUAUUGAUGAUUGGUUUUUCGAAAGACUUAAAAGAAUGAGCGCAAUUCAAACGGCUUUGCUGUGAUCACAAUGAAAUUCAGGAUAAGAUGCGUUCUAUCAUUUACAACAUGGGUCCUAGUUGGUGGAAUAAGCUUGGUUUUGACAUUGGGUACAGAAGGCUCGGGGCAGCUGCAGUUCAGCCGGGAGCCCGAGGACGCGGUGGUGCCGCUCGGUAGCGACGCCGCGCUGCACUGCACGGUCACCUCGCGCACGGACCGACAGCCCCGGCUGCGCUGGCGCACGGAGGACGGCCAGAGCCUCAGCUUCAUCGGCGACCAGCACAGGUCGCAGGCCGCCAAUGGCUCGCUGCUGUUCUCGGGUGUGGUGGCCGGCCUGGGGCUGGAGGGGGGCUACCAGUGCGUGGCAGAGCUGGAGGGGAUAGGCCUGAUCGCCAGCCGCACGGCCCGUCUCGUGAUUGCCCUGCCGGAGCUGGAGGAGGAGCCCCAGGACCUGGCCCUGCUCCCGGGACAGACGGCCUACUUCAGCUGCCUGCUGGGCGAGCCGGCGGGGGCGGCGGCCGAGGUGCGCUGGCUCAAGGACGGCCGGCCGCUGGCGCCUGAUGGGGACCGGGCCGUGCUGCUGCCCUCGGGGGCCCUCGAGGUGGCAGCGGUGCGCCCGGGCGACGAGGGGGAGUACCGCUGCAACGUGACGGGCUUCCCCUCGCCCCUGCUCAGCCGGCCCGCCACCCUGUCCCUCACGUCUGACCAAGGGGUGGACAUAAUGGCCCCUGAGUUCGUGGCCGUGCCGCGUCCGGCCAGCGUCGUGCAGGGAAGCACAGUCACCCUGGACUGUGCAGCCAAUGGGAACCCGGCGCCGCGCAUCACCUGGCUCAAGGACGGGGCCACGCUGGACAUGUCGCCGGGUGGGCCCUACAGGCGGCUGGGGACGGGCAGUCUGCAGAUCUCCGACGUGCGGGAGAGCCACGCGGGGACCUACCUCUGCCGUGCCGACAACUCCGACGACUUCAUUGAUGCCACCGCCAGCCUCGACGUGCAAGUGCCCCCCUGGUUCGUACGGCGGCCGGCGGACGUGGCGGGCAUGGCGGGGGGCGACGCGGAGCUGCAGUGCGAGGCGCGCGGCCGGCCGGAGCCCCGGGUCGGCUGGCUCAAGGACGGGGACCGCCUCACGCCCAACGACUACAUGCAGCUGGUGGGCGGCCACAACCUGCGCAUCCUGGGGCUGCUGGAGCAGGACGCCGGCAUGUUCCAGUGCGUGGCCGCCAGCCCCGCGGGCAGCGUGCAGGCGCCCGCCCGCCUCUCCGUGCUGCUGCCAGCGCCAGGUGGUGGUGUGGGUGAUGCUCUGACGGCUUUUGUUCCCCCGCCCCUGGAAUCCGCAGCCCCCCAGCCCCUCCCCCCGCCCAGCCAGGUGCCGUCCGCCCCGCGCCAGCUGGAGGCCGUGGUCGUGUCCACGAGGUUCGUGACCCUGCGCUGGCAGCCGCCGGCCCACCCCCGCGGCCUCACCACAUACUCCGUGUUCCACCGCCAGGACAGAUCCGACAGGGAGCGCGUUGCCAACACGACGUCGGAGGAGCUGACGGUGGGCGGGCUGGCGCCCGGCCGCGCCUACCGCCUGCGCGUGGUGGGGAACAGCGCGGCGGGGGCCGGCCAGAGCUCGGAGGAGCUGAGGGUGGUGACCCAGCCUGAGCUGCACGUGCCCGGGCCGCCCCUCGCCCUGCGGGUCGCGCCCCUCUCGCCCACCGAGCUGCUGGCCGAGUGGCGGCCCCCGGAGGCGGGCGGCGGGCCCGGGCUGCUCUACAAGCUCUGCUACAUCGAGGGGGACUCGGCGGAGGAGCACCACGUGGAGACGACGGCGCUGCGCUACAAGCUGGACAGGCUGCGCAAGUACACCGAGUACAGCCUGUGGGUGGUGGCGACCAACCAGAACGGGCCGGGGGCCGGCUCCGAGCAGGUGCUGGUGCGCACCCUGUCCGACCGCCCCUCCGAGCCCCCGCAGAACGUCUCCGUCGAGGCGGUCAGCUCCACGAGCGCGGUGGUGCGCUGGGAGCCGCCGGCGCCGGGCGCGCAAAACGGCGUCGUGACGGGCUACAAGCUGCGCUGGCGUCGCCGGGACCGGCGCGGGCGCGGGCAGACGCUGGGCGCGGACGCCGGCCAGCGCUCGCUGGUGCUGACGGGGCUGGAGCGCGGGGCCCAGUACCAGCUGCGCCUCUGGGCGCUCACGGCCAACGGCACGGGCCCGCCCACCGACUGGCACCCCUGGGAGACCCUGGAGCGCGACCUGGACGAGUCCCGCGUGCCCGGCAUGCCCGUCGGCCUGCGCACCCGGGCGACGGCGGACUCCAUCACUGUGAUGUGGAGCCCCCCGCUGGACCAGGGCGUGGCGGUGCGCGGCUACACGCUCGGCUGGGGGAAGGGCAUCCCCGACGUGUACACGCAGCUGCUGGACGAGCGCCAGCGCUACUACACCAUCGCCAGCCUGGAGCCCAACUCGGAGUACGUGAUCAGCCUGCGGGCCAACAACGAGAUGGGGGACGGGCGGCCGGUGUACGGGCAGGUGCGCACCCGGGAGGAGCAGGCCCCGGAGCCGCUGGUGCCCCUCAUCCCGCCGGUGGGCCUGCGCGCCGUCGUGCUGUCCUCCACCAGCGUCGUGCUGUACUGGGCCGACACCACGCUGCCCAAGAGCCAGUUUGUGACUGAUUCCCGCUACUACGUGGUGCGCUACACCUCCUCCCACCACUCGGCCAAUCCCCGCUACAGGUACACCAACGCCACCGACCUGAACUGCAUGAUCGACGACCUGCGGCCCAACACGCAGUACGAGUUCACCGUCAGGCUGAUCAAGGGCCGGCGGGAGAGCCCUUGGAGCAUGGUGGUCCUGAACAUGACCCAGGAGGCCGCCCCGUCCUCGCAGCCUCGUGACCUCACCGUGGUCCCGGUCGAGGGCAUGCCCACCACGGUCAACCUCAACUGGCAGCCCCCGAGGCAGCCCAACGGGGCCAUCACAGGCUACGUGGUGCUGUACACGGACGACCACACGAGGAACGACCGGGAGUGGGUGGUGAAGGGCAUCGUGGGGGACAAGAUGACGACGACCGUGACGGGCCUCAAGCCGGACACCACCUACUACUACAAGAUCCAGGCGCGCAACGCCAAGGGCUACGGGCCCUUCUCCUCCACCGUCACCUUCACCACCGGACCGAGAAUUGGCAAGUUGUUCUAUGACAGCGAUCCACUUGGACAAGACGGGCACGGCUUCUCGCAGUCCACGAUCAUGUACGUGGCCGUGGGCUGCGUGCUGAUGUUCGUGCUGUUCGGGGCGGUCGGCCUGGGCGUGGUGUGCUGCCGACGCCGUGCCUCGGAGCGCAGCAAGCAGGGGUACGUGAAGGGCAACCUGAAGGGCAAGGCGGGCAUCAAGCCGCCGGACCUGUGGAUCCACCACGACCAGAUGGAGCUGAAGGCGCUGGAGAAGACUCGGGCAGAGUGCUCGGGCAGCGGCGGGGGCGGAGUGCCCAUCGCGGUGGCGACCCUGCCCCGGGCGGGCGUCCCCCAGGACUACGAGCCCCAGCCCGCCACGUCCUCCAGCUCGCUCGACAAGCACACCUACGUGUCCUCGUACAUAGUUCCAGGGGUGGUGGCGGGCACCCCGGUCCCGAGCGGGGUCCCCCAGACGGGCGGCGGGGAAGGCGUGGCCCGGCCGGUGUACCCCCGCACCCAGUACUCCGUGUCGCGGGCCCACGUCACCCUCGACCAGGCCGCCCAGACGCUGGACGCGACGCAGGGGGGCUACGACACGGGGCCCAGCCUGCCCGGGGCGCCGGGGCCCCCCCCGGAGGGCAAGCGCCUGGGACACCCCCUCAAGAGCUUCAGCGUGCCUGCGCCCCCGCCCCAGUCCGCCCCCGGCACCCCGCAGCCCAAACACGUAGUGCGGCCGCAAGGCUCGGCGAGCCCGUACAAGAAGGUCGGAGGGCAGCCAGCGACCCCCGCCUCGGGCAAGGGCCGCGUCACCAGCUCUGCCGCCACCAGCACCGACGACAGCCGUCUGCAGGCCUCGUACAGCACGGAGGAACUGAAUCAAGAGAUGGCGAACCUCGAAGGACUGAUGAAGGACCUGAACGCCAUCACGGCCUCGGAGUUCGAGUGCUGAGACCGGCGGCGAGGCGCGGCUGUCGGUGACUGAGCCAGUUCCUAGCCGGCAGCUGGACCAGUUCGUCAGAACUACCGACUGAGAGACAACCUAGCGGUUUUUUCUACUUUGUCUAUACAUUCGUGGGAAGGCGUCAGUAUUUUGAUUCCAUUUUUUACAUUGCUGGAAAAGGGAGAUUUCAUAUCGUUGCUGCAAGGUUUUGUUUGCAGCUGUAGGAAGUGUGUGGACGUAGGUAGUGAUAUGUAAGUGUCAGUGAUGUCGACGUGAAUUCCCGAUGAUGCAGGCCUCAAGUUGUAGAGCUUUUUACUGUAGCCUAGUUGUGUUCAUAGUUACUGUUGCAUGUGUGUGUGUGAGACAGAGGCAGUGUCUGUUAUUAGUUAGAUUCACUGCAGUCAGCAGCUGAGCUGUACAACCCAGCUAUAUCGGGAAAACAACGUACUAACAUUCAUUUUGUGGUUCUCGAAUCACCUUGUUCCCAUAACUGCUGUAACUAGCGUAAUGAUUAUUACGCAAAAUAAUACCAUUAAAAAAAAAUUAUAGGCUUUGAAAUACUUUUCACAUUCGUUCUGGGGCUUAUAGGGUAACAAGCUUACUUGCACUGUAUUAACCCUGACCAGUCUUACGGUGUGGCUGUUUCCAAAUCCAAGCACACAGCUUUAUGCUUGUGAUCCCACGUACUUCUCUUGCCAUUGUGGUGUACUAGACCAGUUUGCAAAGUAGUGAAAUUUUAGCAAUCUUCUUAAGUUUCUACCUCGGUUUCUUAAGAGCAAAAAUUGUGGUGAAGCAAGAACAAUCGUUAGAUUGGCAUUACAGAAUGAAAUUACGUUCCUAAAAGCAGUGCUACGACAGAAAAAAUAAUUACUUUGAAGUUAAACCUCAAAGAAAAGUUCUCAGAAAAAUGAAAAAUGAAAAUUUUUGUAGUAAUAUAUGGAUAUGAAAAAAGUGUGAAUUGCAGGUAGAGUCUAUUUAUGUUGACAUAAGUGGCAGGAACGUGAAGCAUUUUAGAUGUAAGGCAUUCCGUGGGAUCUGCUAAAUGUGGUGGUUUUUGAGGGAAAACGUAAAUGAGGAGAACUUAAAAUCAGGAUCCUUCUGUAUUUCAUGCCAAGUUUUUUCAGCUGAAAUAAAUGACAUUUUUAUCUCAGCUUAGUAGUUUCAUGAGAGCUUCUCUCAAGAAUGUUCCAGACAGUUCUCAGCUGUGGACUGCUGUGGACGUAAUCCUCUGGUAGUUUCAAAGACCGGAGGGUGUAGUGUGUGUGUGUGAGGUGAGUAGUCGAUGGCCUAACGUGGAGGUUGGACCCAGAAUCAGGUUCUUGUUCACUGCUUGCGGACCCCUGAGAGUGCGUAUGACUUGCAUGCGUGACUGUUGCGCACACUGCCAGUUAAGAUACCACUGCCCCCGGACAGCUCAGUAUUACACAGAAGUGUCGUGUCGCAGACGUUCCACUUGCCGCAGACGAGACCGCUUUCCUUUCCACUUUGUCGCCUUUUCGACUCUCGAGGUCAACUCGAAGUGAAUCCUGAGCCUCAAAGCCCCAAUGGCCGGCCAUCAGCACGUUUGAAAAUUUUCUAAAUGGCUUUCAAAUUUUUUUUACUAAUUUUUUUAAGGCAGCAUUUUAAAAUUUGGUUACUCGUGUGAUGGCAGUCAGUGUCAUUCCGAGCCGUGUAUUGUUACUGCGGUGAGGGAUGCGUGCAGAUGUUUGUCUGAUGCCGUGCCCGUACCGUCGUCGGCAAACUGUCGACACGGCGAGAGAGACGGCUGUUGAGCUCGCCGCAGGGCCGGAUUUAGGGGAGAGCAACCGGGGCGAAAGCCCCAGGGCCUCCACAAACAGAGGGCCCCCACAAAUUGGAUUUCAGCGAAAUCAUCAACGAUUUUUCGGCGAAAAAAGAUCGGAAGGUUCCGUUCAUUAACACUAAAAUUUAAUUACAUAUAAUUCUUGUCUCCGAUUAUAUUUAUGUCUGUUUUUUAAAUACUAAGAGAAUCUACUUGAUUUCACAAUAAAUUAUUUAUUGGAAAACUCGACUGAAAAAAAUUGUUUAUUUAAUUUGGAAAAUAAUUUGGGGCCAGGGGGCCUCCGCUCCUCUGUUGCCCCGCGGCCUCCAGACCUCUAAAUCCGGCCCUGAGCUCGCGUUCCAUUGGUCGACAUCCCAGCGCCCCUGCAGAUUGUAGCUUGUUCCUGUCGUGCUGGAUGGCUGAGUGAAGACUGCAUUUGUUUCCCUGUAAGCACUGUGUUGGUUGUGUCCGUACGUCCUACGUUUUAUGCUUUGUGUAUUAUUUUAAUGGGAAGCCGUGUUUUGUCAUUUUAUGUUUAAGUAACCAUUCACACACUAAGGCUACCUAUCUUUGAUGAAGUACAAACUAAUAUAAUUUCAUUUUUUACCACUGUGUCUAAUAUAGGUAAUGCUGCAAGCUAUAUCAUUCCACCGCCAUUGUAUUUUUUAACUCGCUAUGGAUAAUGUUUUUUUUACUGACUUUGUGCUUUAUAUUGUAUUUUUACUUUAGUUAGGUAUAGUUGUCACAUUGAAAGCAUUAUUUUUGUGUUUUUGUAGCUAGGUUUUUGUCUGUACUGUGUUAAUAAAAUAAUUUUGUAACUUUUUUUUAAAA